ACCAAAAUAUCAUCAAAUUCUCCUUCUUCCCCUUUUCUUUUGUUCACCUUCAAAUUUUCAAUCAAUUUAAGUUACAUAUACUAAUUUCCCUUCUUCUCCAUUAUCUUCAUUUUCUUAAUACAUACAGCAUAUAUAAGUUUAUCGAUAUCGAGUCAGGAGAUUAUUCUUUUGAUCUCCAACAAUAAAAGAGUGUUGAUUUUAAUGAACUCAUUUUACAAUCUCGUCUGUGAAUCAACACAAUCGAGUGGUUCAUUCUGUAGAUGCUCAAAACAAAAUAUUGUCAUACGAGAGUGAUUUUUGGAAGAAAAAAAAAUGUCGGAACUGAGACUUCAGUAUUUUCAACUUAUCAAGUCAAAAUUCUUCUACUUAUGUUCUUUCAUUAUCUCUCACCCUCUCUACUUCUCCUACUUCAUUUUCUUCUCUCCUUACAUCCUUAGACUCCUUUCAUUCCUCUCACCACUCUUCAUCACAACUACCCUUUUGCUCCUUACCCUUUUCACCAUCUCUCCAAGUCUCAUUCUCCACAACAACACGAAAGGAUUAACACGAAAUGACGAUGAAGUAGUCCUCGAGGAGUUGGAGGAAUUUGAAGCCUACAAAGUUGUGUUUGGCGCGUCCAAAGUUGAUCAUCAAGAAAACCAUGUCGAGUUCUUGGACUAUAAAUCAGCUGAGGAAAGUGAAUCCCUUAUUCUUGGUCAGUUGGGAGGUGAAAUGGAGAGUACUAAGCAUGUCAUAGAGGAGAAGACAUUGGAAAAUUUCUUCAAUGAAGUUGAUGAAUUUGAAAACACCACUUUGAGUCAUAAUGUGGAAGUGAAGAAAGUAGACAAAAUGAUUGAAAAACAAAAGAAAGAGGUAGCUGUGGGAAAUGAAGUUAGAAAAAAAGUUGAAAAUGUGGGAAUUGGUUAUGGAUCAAUGAGGAAAGAAAAAGAGUGGAAAAGGACAUUGGCAUGUAAACUAUUUGAGGAAAGGAACAAUGCUAGUCAUAGCAAUAGUGAAGGAAUGGACAUGUUGUGGGAAAAAUAUGAAAUAGACACCAACAAAAACAAGGCAAAAAGGGACAAUAAUGUAAAGAAGAUGAAAAAGAAAGCAGAGUUGAAAGAAUAUGAUGAGGAUGAACAAGAAAUGAAUGAUCAAUUGUGUUGUUUACAAGCCUUAAAGUUUUCAGCUGGAAAAAUGAAUUUGGGCAUGGGAAGGCCUAAUCUUGUCAAGAUUUCAAAGGCAUUUAAAGGUUUUGGAUGGCUACAUCAUGUGGGGAAGAGUAACAAAAAGGUGCAUUGUGGUGAUCUAAGUUGCUCAGACUCCUAAAAAUGUCAAAUAGUGAUGCGCGUUGAAUCUCCAAAAAUUGAUAGGCGGAGUCUAUGAAGUAAGUUUAGAUAUAAGGUGAACAAUGUCUCUAGUAUUAAAUAUGCUUUGAAGAUAACUACACCUACUUGUCAAGUAGAGUACUUCUUGUUUUAGUCCUUCAGUCUUAUUCAAGCAUAGUAAUCUAUUAUAAUGUUUUCUACUUUUUUACCAUUUGGAAA
Solanum pennellii is the source of this 1523-nucleotide messenger RNA. RefSeq lists its product as uncharacterized. Bases 313 to 1305 code for a protein of 330 amino acids. NCBI's taxonomy places the organism in Eukaryota, Viridiplantae, Streptophyta, Magnoliopsida, Solanales, Solanaceae. The record is from RefSeq and is a predicted model, not a curated record. The transcript has a single exon.